Messenger RNA from Alosa alosa (allis shad), 2472 nucleotides. RefSeq names its product XK, Kell blood group complex subunit-related family, member 6b (gene xkr6b). The transcript is spliced from 3 exons. Lineage: Eukaryota; Metazoa; Chordata; Actinopteri; Clupeiformes; Clupeidae. Gene Ontology annotation, cellular component: plasma membrane. The coding region runs from base 365 to 2119 and encodes 584 amino acids. Gene Ontology annotation, biological process: phosphatidylserine exposure on apoptotic cell surface; engulfment of apoptotic cell; apoptotic process involved in development. The record is from RefSeq and is a predicted model, not a curated record.
GAAAGCAGUAGCGUGCCCUGUUAUCACGGGAACGGCUCACUACUGUAGAGGCACUACGAUGCACAGGUAACCGACGAUUCGGCGUCACAAGUGCUUGAUAUUUGAUGUUUUGAUCUUAAACCUGAGGGGUGGGGGGCUAAACACUCAUAAGUGCCAGGUGCUUCGGCUCAGUCGCCUCUUUGCUGAGGAGGAUGCGGGUGUUCUGCGCUGCCCAGUCAUAUGCAGGGGAGCUGGUGGUCACCGCCGCACCAUCCUCACCCCAAUACUAGAUGGCUACCUCAUUUGGGGUGUACUCAGAAAACAGGUGUCAGGGAAGUGACGUCACGAACCCCGGAAGCCGGAGGUGGGUGCUUCAGAGAGCAAGAUGGCAGCGAAAUCCGAUGGUCGGGGGGUCGUCACCGGUUUCGCCCAGCUGCACAACCUGGACGAGACGGCGGGGAAUGGAGAGGAGGACCCGAGAGAGGGCAGCUCCUUCCACAUCUGCCACUGUUGCAACACCUCGUCAUGCUAUUGGGGCUGCCGGAGCGCCUGCUUGCGCUACCUCUUGGGGAAGGGGAGAGACGCCAGGCUGCCACCACAGGAAGAGCGCCUCUGGUUGGACUGCCUGUGGAUCGUCUUGGCGCUGUUGGUCUUCUUCUGGGACGUGGGCACUGACUUGUGGCUGGCAGUCGACUAUUACACCAAGCAGGACUACCUCUGGUUCGGGCUGACACUAUUGUUAGUGCUGGUCCCCUCGGUGCUGGUCCAGAUUCUGAGCUUCAGGUGGUUCGUGCAGGAUUACACCGGUGGAGGACUGAGCUCCGUGGAGGGGCUGAGUAGCCGAAGAGCCACGGCGAGUCUGAGCGCGGGGCUCAUUGGCAAGCGCAGGUGCUGCCACGUCUCCGUCUGGGUCUGGCAGACUUUCAUUCAUAUAAUUCAGAUGGGACAAGUCUGGAGGUACAUCCGCACCAUGUACUUGGGAAUCCAGAGCCGGCGGCAGAAGGAGAACCAGCGGCGCUUCUAUUGGGCCAUGAUGUAUGAGUACGCCGACGUCAACAUGCUCCGCCUACUGGAGGCCUUCCUGGAGAGUGCCCCGCAACUGGUGCUCCAGCUGUGCAUCAUGAUCCAGAGGAACCGGGCAGAGACGCUGCAGUGUGUCUCGGUAGUGACCUCCCUCCUCUCCCUCUCUUGGGUGCUGGCCUCCUACCACAAGCUCCUGCGCGACUCGCGCGACGACCAGAAGAGCAUGAGCUACCGUGGCGCUCUGGUACACCUGCUGUGGCGCAUCUUCACCAUCUCGUCGCGGGCGCUCUCCUUCGCCCUCUUCGCCUCCGUGUUCCACCUGUACUUCGGCAUCUUCGUGGUGCUGCACUGGAGCGCCAUGGCGUUCUGGGUGGUGCACGGCGGCACCGACUUCUGCAUGUCCAAAUGGGAGGAGGUGCUCUUCAACAUGGUGGUCGGCGUCGUGUACAUCUUCUGCUGGUUCAACGUCAAAGAGGGCAGGACCCGAUACCGAAUGGCGGCCUACUACGCCCUGGUGCUGGCAGAAAACACCCUCCUGGUGGCGCUCUGGUACGCCUACCGCGACCCGGCCACCACCGAUGAUUUCGCUGUUUCGGCGCUCUGCGGCGUCUUCCUGUGCUUCGCCUCCGGCAUGGCCUUCAUGGUCCUCUACUACGGGGUGCUUCACCCCAUGGGGCCUCGGCUGCGGCUGCUGGCCAGCUCCUGCUGCGCCGAGCUGCUCUGGGGCCUGCCGCUGCCACCAGAGGCCGAGCCCAUGGCCCCCACGCCGGGCCCCCGCGGCUCCCAGGCCACCCCGACCCGCGGCUUGGCCUCGUCCGGCGGGGGGGACUACUACGACGAUUCGGAGGAGGCCGCCACGGACACCUGCCUGCCCGUGUUCCAGGUGCGCUCCACGGAGCCCGUGGACGCGGCGGGACGGCCCCUACGGCCCGAGGGGCCCCUCAUCAAGAUUGACAUGCCGCGCAAGCGCUACCCGGCCUGGGACGCUCACUUUGUGGACCGGCGCCUGCGGAGGACAAUAAACAUCCUGCAGUACAUCAGUCCCAACGCCGUGGGGAUCAGGUACAGGGAUGGCCCGCUGCUCUACGAGCUCCUCCAGUACGAGUCCUCGCUCUGAAGGCAUUGCUCCUUCCCUCCCCCAACCACACCCCAUUCCGACAUUCUCUCACUUUCUCUUUCCCUCUCCUUCCCUCUUUCUCUCUCUCUCUCUCUCUCUCUUUCUGUUUCUUUGUUGUCUUUCACCAACCACCUCCCCUCUUUCCCUAUUUCUGAACUGGAUCUACUUUGUUCAUUUGGUGCUUUCCCUAUUUCUGGUUUAAUUUUCCUUGUUGUGGUGGUUGUUGUUGGGGUUUUUUCCAACAGCUGAAAGAGUGUACAUGAUUUCUAGAGUUAAUUUAAAAGACAGAAAAUUUAUUUUGAGAAAAAAAAAGGAAUGAGUAGAUAUUAACUCAGAAUUCCUUAGCUUGGGCU